Messenger RNA from Coregonus clupeaformis (lake whitefish), 3568 nucleotides. Its product is annotated as sodium bicarbonate transporter-like protein 11. Gene Ontology annotation, cellular component: basolateral plasma membrane; plasma membrane. The coding region runs from base 110 to 2731 and encodes 873 amino acids. Gene Ontology annotation, biological process: monoatomic anion transport; monoatomic ion homeostasis; transmembrane transport. Gene Ontology annotation, molecular function: solute:inorganic anion antiporter activity. The transcript is spliced from 20 exons. The record is from RefSeq and is a predicted model, not a curated record. Lineage: Eukaryota; Metazoa; Chordata; Actinopteri; Salmoniformes; Salmonidae.
CUCACGAGUCUCUGCCACACCGUCUCAUAGCUUCACAUAGUAUUUCUGUUCUGUGUCCAGCAACCUCUUACUCUGAAGUGACUGACAAAACGUCAAUGUUGACAGUGAGAUGAACACCGAGAAGGAGCCAGGGGUCGUCAUCGUCACAGUGAAUCGUUUUUUGGAAGAGGCUCUAUCAUCCGGGAGGUCAAAGAAUGGAUAUGUUUUCCAGGAGAUGGAGUUGCGAGAUGGGGAGCGGGAGGAAUGUGGCGAGGGCAAAGUGGGGAACCACGACAACACACCUAAGGACCACUAUGACACUCAGAUCCAAACAGGGAUAUCAGAUCCAGAUGACCCUGGGGAUGACCCUGGGGAUGAUCCUGGGGAUGACCCUGGGGUUGGGCUCCUGAACACCUCAAGAAAAUAUGUGAAGCUGAUGAACUUCCAGGAGGAAGUGCGUGGCCACCGGGACCUGGAUGGCUUCCUGGCCCAGGCCAGUAUCCUAUUGGAUGAGAAGGUGACCACUCUGGAUGAGGUGCUGAGGCGCAUGCUGACCCACGUAAUGGAAGACGGCCUCGGUAGCUGUUACAUGGACGAGGUCAUGAACACGGUGUUCACUGACACAGGAGGAGAUGAGGACAAUGUCCAAUUGUUGUCCGAGACCAUUCAGGGUGUGACUGCUACUGCCAAUGGAGUCCGCUACCAGCAGUCCUGGCUCUGUGUCCUAUGCAAUGUGAAGAGCCUCCAGAGACGCCACGUCUGCAUCGCCCGUCUGGAAAGACCACAGAACUGGGGAGCAAACUGUUGUAAUGCUCGAUAUGUCAUCCUCAUUCUCUCUCCACCUAGAACGAAAAGCACCAAGACAGCUAUCGAGCUGGGCCGCACAUUCGCCACCAUGUUCUCAGACAUCUCCUUCAGACAGAAGCUGCUGGACGCCAAGACCCAGGAGGAGUUCAAACAAGAGCUGGUGCACCAGCGGCAUCAUCUCUCCAUAGUCAAUGAGAAACCAGCUACAGAGAAGCAAAUGAUCCACGCAGAAACAGACCCACGCAGCAAAAAAACACUAAAAUGUGCAGAUUUCUUUAAAGUUGGCCGAGGUAUCUAUGAGGAUCUCCGUCGGCGACUACCACUCUAUCCCUCAGACUUCACAGACGGUAUGCACGGCAAAGACCGCUCCUGGCUGAAGUACACCACCACCGCCAUCUUCCUGUACAUUGCCAUUCUACUUCCUAACAUCGCCUUUGGUUCGCUGAAUGACGAGAGUACUCGGGGAGAGAUAGAUGUCCAGAAAGUCAUCGUUGGCCAGAGCAUCGGAGGAGUGAUCUACUCUCUGUUUGCUGGUGCUCCUCUGGUUAUCCCACUGACUACUGCACCCCUGGCCAUCUUUAUCAGCGUGAUCCGGGGAAUCUGUGAUGACUACGAUUUGGACUUCCCUGCCUUCUAUGCCUGCAUCGGCCUGUGGAACAGCUUCUUUCUCAUCCUGGGAGCACUAUUGAACGUCAGUCUGUUCAUGAAGCUCUUCAAACGCUCAUCAGAGGAAAUCAUAGCCCUGUUCAUUUCAAUAGCCUUUGUUGGGGACUCGGUGAAAGGCACUGUCAAAAUCUUUAAUUACUUAUGCCACGGGCCCAUGCUGGCAACCAAUAACAGCACUCGGGUGCUUCUAGAGAUCAAGGAGUUAAUGGAGAAGGCUGCAAAUGCAACAGAGAGGCUGGGGAGUGGGACCAACCAUGGGGCUCCUGUGGUGGAGCAUGUCAAGCAUGUGUUUCUGCCUGAGUCUCUGGUCCUGUGUACAAGGGAGAGGCCUAUCCUCUGUCUCCUGCUCAUGCUGGGGACUCUGUGGUUGGGAUACGCCCUCUACCAGCUGAGGAGGAGUCCUUAUCUGCAUGCCAAAGUGAGAGAGGUGGUGUCUGACUGUGCCUUACCCAUCGCUGUCGUUAUAUUCUCCUUCAUUGGUUCCUUCCUUUUCCUUGACAUAGAGCUUCCUGUGUUCAACUUCCACAACGGGAAGAUCUUCAGGCUGGCCCAGUUUGACAAGCUGACCGGCAUGAACUGUCUGAGUGCUGUAGGCUUAGGCUUCCUCCUGGCGUUGCUCAUCUUCAUCGACCAGAAUAUUGUCAUAUCACUCACCCACGUCCCCGAAGCCAAGUUGUUGAAGGGAACUGCGUUCCACUGGGACCUGAUGCUGACCGGCUUCAUCAACAUCCUCAUGUCGUGUCUGGGGUUGCCGUGGAUGCACGCCGCAUUCCCACACUCCUCCCUGCACGCACGUCAGCUGGCCAAGGUGGAGCUGCAUGUGGAGGGGGGACACCUCUAUGAAACCAUUGUCAAUGUGAAGGAGACGCGGAUCACGGCUCUGACGGCUAACAUCCUGAUCGGCCUGUCAGUGUUCAUGUUGCCCAUCCCUCUGCAGUGGAUCCCCAAGCCUGUCCUCUACGGCCUCUUCCUCUACAUCGCAGCCACCUCCCUUGACGGCAACCAGAUGUUUGACCGCAUGCUCCUCCUCCUCAAAGAACAGACGUCCUACCCUCCCACCCACUAUAUUCGGAGGGUGCCCCAGAAGAAGGUGCACUACUUCACGGCCCUGCAGAUACUGCAGUUGAUCAUCCUGUGUGCAUUCGGCAUGUACCCUCUGCCCUAUAUUAAGAUGAUCUUCCCCUUCCUGAUGAUCCUGCUCAUUCCCAUCAGGACUAACCUGCUGCCAAGGGUAAUCGAGGCGAAGUAUCUGGACAUCAUGGAUUCCCAGCACAUGUAGACAGACAGAGGGAGAACUCUGAAAGGACUGAUACUUAAGGCUCGAUUCAAUCCGUAGUGCUGAAGACCUGCGCUCCAGCUCGAUAGAAAUUUAAAGGCAAUGUUCCCGCGUUCGCGGAGACUGCAUUUACAGUAGGCACUGUCGGCUCAAUCGGAAAUUACCUUUAAAUUACAAUCGCGCUACAGCUCAAAUCUUCAGCUCUACGGAUUGAUUUGAGCCCUGAAACUACAAGGGAAACAAAAUGUAUUUUGUAAACUGAUUAUGUAGAUACAUGUUAAGGCACUUGGACUGCAAGAGUACUAGACUGUGACUGGGUUGCAGCCGGUGAUUGACAAAUGGAUAUCUGGAUGGACCACAAUCGUACCUUUUUAUUUGCUACGUACUGUAGUUGCUUAAUCAUUGUAGUUGCUUAAUCUAUGUAGUUGCUUAUAUAUUUAACAUACUCUUUUAACCUCCCUUCUUAUUGUAUUCUGAGAAAUACUGUACAACACCAGGCAUUAUCUAAUGCUGCCGCUGACCCACACCCUACCUUUGUAUAACAAGUUCAUUGAUUUGUUUUAUAUGAAUAAGAUAAACAUUUAGAAAGAUAAACAUUGUUUGGGUUUUAGGCUGGGAUCUGCAGAUAGUCAUGGUUGUUUAUAGUUCAAUAUUUUUGGAUACUUAUACAAAAUCAAUUCACAGUGAAUAGACCAGAUUGCAAUGCAAAAGUGCCAUAACUUCUGCAAUUACAAAGUAACAUACAGGAUAUUAAUGUAAAACAAACAAUAAAUAUGUUGCACAGUAUACUGCAUUCCUGCUGUUUAAGCUGUUACCAAACGAAUAAAGCCUUUUAAAUCA